CAGUGCGCCUGUAGACGCGUAUUGUCCAGGACACAUAACACACUAUCGGGGGUAAUCGCUUCGUAAUCUGAAGACAGGCGCUAAAGCUUCUGUUUAAGUUCUUUGACCUGUUCAUAGCCUCGAUUCGACCGAAACGUUGCCGACAAACACCGAUUCGCUCGAUGAGGAGGGAUCCCCAAGGAGGGUAUUCGGUCCACCCGUGGUCUGGUGGGUCCGGUCCUACGGAGAAUAUGUGGGAUGAAGUUGAUUUGUCUACACCAGCGAAGUAUGGCGCUGUCAUUGCUGUGACAGUGAUCUGCUUUAUUCUAUUGAGAAAAUGGAUAGCUGGUGGUGUGUGUCGAUGUUCAGUCCGACUGGAGGGCAAGACAGUGCUCAUCACUGGUGCCAACACUGGGAUCGGAAAGGAGACGUCCCGUGACAUGGCACAUCGAGGGGCAAGGGUGGUCAUGGCAUGCCGUGACUUGACGCGGGCUGAGAAAGCAGCAGAAGAAAUCCGCCAUUCCACGGGAAAUGGCAACGUUGUGGUCCGCCACCUAGACCUGGCCUCGCUGUACUCCGUCAGGGAGUUCACCAAGGAGUUCCUCGCCAGUGAGGAGCGUCUGGACAUACUAAUAAACAACGCAGGUGUGAUGAUGUGCCCUAAGUGGAUAACAGAGGAUGGCUUUGAGACACAACUGGCUGUCAAUCACUUGGGGCACUUCCUGCUGACCAAUCUCCUUCUGGACAAGCUCAAAAGCUCCGCCCCCAGCCGGGUGGUGAAUGUGUCCAGCAUUGCACACCGAGGGGGAAAGCUCCAGUUUGAUGAUCUGUUCUUCAACAAGAGGCCAUACAACUCUCUGGUCAGCUACAGACAGAGCAAACUCGCCAAUGUGCUGUUCUCCAGAGAGUUGUCCCGUAGGAUGAAAGGUAAACACAAAGACGUCACACACUGGGACAGGGGUGACAUCCUACAGUCUGCACCCGGGGGUGAUCAAGACGGAGCUGGGCCGUCACGUGGAGAGCUGGUUCCCCAUGCUGAGGGCCAUCCUGUCGGCUCCCUCGAUGCUCCUGAUGAAGACCCCCUCCCAGGGGGCCCAGACCUCCAUCUACUGUGCUGUCACCCCUGGACUGGAGCCCCAGUCUGGCUGCUACUUCAGUGAUUGCGCUGUGAAACAGACAGCCCCUGAAGGAAGAGAUGAUGUAGUGGCCAUGAGACUCUGGGAGGAUAGCGCCCGCCUGGUGGGAUAUACUGAGAAAAACUGAACUUUGACCCAAGGAACUCAGGGUACCGCAAAAACUCUAGCCGACACGCCAGGACUGGAACCUGAAUCUCAAUCCUCUCACCCACUACUUUAAUCCCACAUUACUGUAAACUAUGGCUGAAUUUACAUAUAAACGAAGACUCUGUGACACUUGCCUCUAUAUUGCUACAGGGGAGACAUUUUCCAUUCUGUUACAUUGUAGGUUAUGAUUCAGAUAAGGGAUAGUAUAUAAAUGUUAUUGUAAAUACAGGAUUAAUGCUGCCUUGACAUAGGUAAUUUUUAGAGAUCUUUGUGGGUAUCAGGUUGUUAGAUGCCAUAAAAAAAACCUUUUGACAUUGUUGGUAGAAUUUGAUAUGGAAAUAAAUGAUUUGUUUACUAAUUGAUCAUUUAAAUUACAUUAUGUUGAUGGCCAUUAAAAUGUCUGUUUUGGUGUUCUGUGUUCUUAAUUAAUUUAAUGGAGUUGACCCCAGGUUAUGGUAGAACAUCAGUUCCAGGGACUGUAAUACUGUGUAUUUGUCAUGUUUUUACCACCAGAGGGCAGAAAAGUCUGCCAAUAAAACAAAUAUUUUCCAUCAAGAUUUCUACCAGAAAAUAAGGUCCUGGAGUUAAGAUUUAAUGUUACUAGAAUAUCCAAAACAGACAGAAAUGUUUUCACUCAGACAGAAAAUUAUACAAAGUAGUAGACAUUUUUAUACUUGACGGCCUAUUAACCACUUUCAAACAAAGUAUGCGAUUUAAUUUCUUUGAACUAUUAGUUCAAAUUAACACAUCAACACAUCAAUUUCAACUGGUUUUAGUUGAAAUGGUCAUGAAGACUAAAUGUGAGAAUUAAUGAACAACAAGCAACAGAGAGGCAGUAGUGCUGUUACUGUUGUGCUGCUUCAUGCUGAAGAGAGGAAAGUCCAUGAACUGUGAACCCAAGCCCUAAUCUUGUUAAACAAUCAGGCUCUUUCACCUUCAGAGGCUUCCAGGUCCUGUGGCCACCCUAACUGAGGAGCUUGACCUGUCACGAUUGGUUAACCAGCAACAGCUGACAGAGGUCAAAGCUCACGUCAAAGAUGAGUGGUCGUCGUGGGGCAGUGGGGGGUUUACUCUGCAGAAACCUUUGUCAAAAUAUUUUUCAGAGAUACUGGCCACUUGUAUGAGGAUGCCCGAAAGCGAGACAAACAGAUCAACCUUCUCUACUAUUUAAAACCAAAUCUUAAGUAUGGAAAGCUACAAGCCAAUAGGCUGUGGCUCAGUUUAAGUCCAGGAAAGUCUAUUACAUCGGCUUUUCGGGUGAACAGGGUGUUUGUUCUGCUUAGAGAAACAGUUCUAAAGUACAUUAAAUUGCACAGGCUCGGGGCAAAAUGUAAUUUCCCCAUGACUGCCUGACUGGAAAAACACUCAAACAAUCAACAGUAAAUCUAUAUGCAAUUCGCUGAGCUCCACUCAAAACAUACUGUAUCACCUCAUUAUCCAGGCUGAUGCUUGAGACAAUAGAAAAGCUCUUAUGUUAUAUAUCCGCUGUUGGGCAUUUAGAUGCUGACCUCAAUGCCUCUUUGCUCAACCCUAAACGUAUGAUAUUCUCAUUCAGGACCCUGGACAGUAGCCCACAUAAUGGCCUCAGAUCAAUGACUGAGUGCCAUGUGCGGAGCCCCUCAGAGUAGCUGUAUGCAAGUUCUCUCUGUUUGCAUCUCUCCCCCUCUCUCUCCCUCCCUCAGCCCCAGAAGGCCUAUGUGUUCUGGGCUAAUGCAGUCUGGUGGUGUGGGAACAUUGAUCAGGCUGGGGGGCAUUAGUGAAGGUAAUGAGGAUGGCACCAGCUAGCCACUUACCUCUUACUUUUAUAACCUCCUGUCUGGCUUCUGCACUC
Osmerus eperlanus (European smelt) is the source of this 3093-nucleotide messenger RNA. RefSeq names its product retinol dehydrogenase 12 (gene crdhl). The record is from RefSeq and is a predicted model, not a curated record. The coding region runs from base 162 to 1139 and encodes 325 amino acids. NCBI's taxonomy places the organism in Eukaryota, Metazoa, Chordata, Actinopteri, Osmeriformes, Osmeridae. The transcript has 7 exons.